CACCCAAUUCAUCCUCCGGCAAAUCCCAACCACAGCGAGCGCGGGCUCCGCUCCAUGGACGCCCCCCACUUGCCCGUCCGCCGCCAUCUGCCACCGCCGCUCCAGCUCCCGCCCUUCUCGUCUCCGAUUCUCUGGUACCGGCGCCGCGUCGCCAGCGCCGUGGCAUGCUGCUGCUCCGCCGCGGCGGGGGACCAGCACCAGCACCAGGAGCGGCCGUGGGAGUCCUACGACCGCGAUAUCCAGUCCCACGCCGGCUCCGACCUGUCCCGCUCCCUCGGCCUCCUCGCCGACAUGCAGGCGGCCGGGGCGCGCCCCAGCGCCGCGGCGUACGCGCGCCUCAUCCGCGCGCUGGGCCGCGCGGGGCGCACGCUCGAGGCCGAGGCGCUCCUGCUCGAGAUGCGCCGCCUCGGCCCGCGCCCGGACGCCGCGCACUACAACGCGCUCCUCGAGGGGCUGCUCGCCAGGGCGCACCUCCGCCUCGCCGACCGUCUCCUCCUCCAGAUGGCCGACGACGGCGUCGCGCGGAACCGGCGCACCUACAUGCUCCUGCUGGACGCGUACGCGCGCGCGGGCCGGCUCGAGGACUCGUGGUGGGUCCUGGGCGAGAUGAGGCGCCGGGGCAUCCGGCUCGACACCGAAGGGUACAGCAUGCUGGUGCGGCUUUACCGGGACAAUGGCAUGUGGAAGAAGGCCACCGACCUCGUUAUGGAGAUGCAGGAGCUCGGGGUUGAGCUCGAUGUUAAGAUUUACAAUGGUUUGAUCGAUACAUUCGGCAAGUAUGGCCAGUUGGCGGACGCACGCAGGGUGUUCGACAAAAUGCGCGCGGAAGGGAUCAAACCAAACAUUUCGACUUGGAAUGCUCUGAUUCUAUGGCAUUGUCGAGUUGGGAACAUGAAGCGUGCUCUGAGAUUCUUCACGUCAAUGCAGGAGGAAGGGAUGUACCCGGACCCAAAGAUAUUUGUUAUGAUCAUCAGCCGAUUGGGGGAGCAGGGGAAGUGGGAUGACAUAAAAAGGCUGUUUGACGGCAUGAAGAAUCGAGGUUUCAAGGAGAGUGGCGCAGUGUAUGCUGUAUUGGUUGACAUUUAUGGGCAAUAUGGCCAUUUCCGUGAUGCACAUGAGUGUAUAGCUGCUCUCAAAGCUGAAAAUACGCAGCUUUCGCCUCGCGUCUUUUGUGUCCUUGCCAACGCUUAUGCUCAACAGGAAUCUAAAUGUAGUACAUUUGAGAUAAUGAGAAUCGCUCCAUUUGAAUUUUUGAUAAGGGGGUUGUGUGAACAAAGUGUAAAUGUACUUCAGUUAAUGGAGGAAGAAGGAUUUGAGCCAAAUCUUGUUAUGCUGAAUUUGUUAAUCAACGCUUUUGGCACUGCUGGAAGGCAUUUAGAGGCACUGGCUGUAUUCCAGCAUAUCAAGGAUAGUGGUAUGAGCCCAGAUGUUGUGACAUACACUACACUUAUGAAAACAUUCAUGAGAGCAAAGAAAUUUGAAAAGGUGUCUGAAGUUUACAAGGAAAUGGAACGUGCUGGAUGCACUCCAGACAGGAAAGCUCGAGAAAUGUUACAUGAUGCCUCUGUUAUAUUGGAACAAAGAGGAUGUAUCUAUUGAAAUUGGAACACUUGCUAUCCUAAAUGGCCCAGGUGUCAAUGUUCCUAGUGUCAGGGUCACCGCCCUUAGUGCUUGCAAAUGCAUGGUGAAGAAAUCAUCUGAAAGGAAACAGAAGGCAUACUUGAUUUACUUUCAACAUAUCAGCUAAUCCUUUGAUCGCACUUGAUAGAAAGUUCCCAUUCAUCAAGAUGAUCGCUCAUUGGUAUUUUUCUCCUAUGCUGGGAAAUAAUGUGCCUGCAAAGAGUGGGAGGAUCACAGCAUAACUCUCGUGUCCAAAACUUCGAAAUAUUUAUGUUGCACAGAGAGGUGAAAAAGGUCUGGGUUUACUGAUGCUGAUUUGCACUUAGGUGGCCAAUCAGGAUUACUGGUAUGCUUUAAACUUGAGUGCAAAUGUCAAUCAGGGUUGAUGGUCAAAGUAACCCUAUCAGGCAUAAAUAAAGGAGGAAUCAGAAAGCGAGAGUCAUGAAUAAUGAGAAGGAUAUAGACAACUAUGGGAAUGAAUUGAUAUUGUGGAAGUUCCUUAUGUUGCUUUCAUUCUGAGUCAUAUCUUAGGAACUGGUGCGACAAAUAAAUGUAGAAAAAUAUUAGGUGUGCUGAUUAUUGACUUUGUGACUAGAUUCAGCUAACUACAGGGUUAGCUUAUGUAAUCAGCCAUCAUGUGGUUUCCAGCCAACUAUAUUUUCAUUAAUUAAAAUACUUUUCAUUUC
Molecule: messenger RNA, 2306 nt
Organism: Panicum virgatum (switchgrass)
Lineage: Eukaryota; Viridiplantae; Streptophyta; Magnoliopsida; Poales; Poaceae
Product: pentatricopeptide repeat-containing protein CRP1, chloroplastic-like
Exons: 7
Coding region: 55-1599 (514 amino acids)
Molecular function (GO): protein binding
Source: RefSeq, a predicted model, not a curated record